Messenger RNA from Porites lobata, 7403 nucleotides. The record is from the annotation of a GenBank genome assembly. Lineage: Eukaryota; Metazoa; Cnidaria; Anthozoa; Scleractinia; Poritidae.
AUGAAAAUUGCGGAGAGCACAAUUUUUAUCACGGCAGUUUUAGCUUCUGCUGCUGGUUUUCGUGGAGUUUCAAGGUCACACUCAAGCAGACAUCUUCCCCUCUACGGCUACAACAAUCCGUACGCCCAAAGGUAAGCUUAUUACAGAGUGCGGUUUAUUCUUGGUGUGAUAUAAAAAUGACCGUUCUUCCUAAACUUAUAGCGUCCCCUUGAAAGUUCUGAGAUGUAAAUUUUACCUGGCUUAAUAUUCAACUAAGUAAAGCAUGUUUUUCAGCUCAUCGUAAACUCAGACGCAUUGAAAAGAGGAUUAAAAUUGUUACGUCUUGCUGUUUUGUAUAAGUUAACUCGCGAGUUUCCUUUUCCCAGAAUAAAGAACAAUCUUUCUUUAUUUUUUAAAAUUAUUAUUGUCCGCCGUCCGCCGUCCGCCGUCCGCCGUCCGCCGUCCGCAUCCGCCGUCCGGAUCCGCCGUCCGGAUCCGCACUUUACAGAGUCCCAAUAAUUGCUUUCAUACUGACACCAAGGCGCGAAAAUUCGCACCAAAAUAAAGUGUUUUUAAUAACACCUGCCAGAGUCUAUUUUCCAUAAAAACAAAGAAGGUGCGAGGCAACUUCAGUUCACGCAAACCUUGAAUUCACGGAAUAUCAAACGUAGUGUGGUCAGCAUCAUAUGCACAAGGCCUGUCAUAUGUCCUGCAACAUUCUGUCACCUCUAGGGUGGCAUUGAAAGACAUGUAGCGCCUUGAAAAAACUGACUUAUGCUUUUUCAUGAAUGGAACUGAUGAGUACAAAAGUGUGUGAUUAUCGCUGGUUAUGACAGAACAAACCCGGUGCCCUAAAUCAUCAGAGUUUCAGUUUCUGGAAACAUUACAGAUUCUGGUUUGUCUUUUUUAGCGUACCUAACUUCCAACCUUUGACAUGCAACAGUAAAGUUUCAUUAUUUUCGUGACGAAAGAGGAGAAAAAUGAAUUGUUUAAUACUUGAUAUCCUUUUGACUCGGGGAAAUAAGAAAAGAAUAAUUUAACCUAUCACUCCUGUAUCACGCCAUGUGGCGUAAUUGAAGAGAACUGUAUGGAAUACUGAUAUGAGCCAGCAGAGUCAAGUUUCCGGACGAAAAAAAAAAACGGGAUAAUUCAUAAAAAAUCGCUAAAGAGAGAUGACACUAGGAAUUUGACUUUUUGUGACUAUUAUUGUUUUUGCCGGAAAUUUCGUUUUGUUUUGUUUUGGCUCUAAAAUCAGACGAAAUGGUCAAGAGUCUUUGUUCUGGGAAAGUUUGUAUUUGACGCGAAAACAUCAUCUUUAUGAGAGUCCGCAGGGUCAGAUCCAGAAAAUUCAGAUAGCGGUGGCCGGGAAACUUGCCAGCUAAACGGAUUCUUCUUAUUUUGCUGCCGUAAUUGUAAAAAUAAUACCAAAAUUAACAGGAAAAAAUUAAAAGGGGGGAGGGUGGAGGGGCGUGGCCCCCUCGGCCAUCCUCUAAAUUCGCUGAUGGUCCCGAUGGGGUUCUACAAUCCUAUCAUCCCGAUGGUUAUUCGACAGCAUCCAGCAUCUCAUGCAUACUUUUAAUCCCGAAUCUCGACUCAAUUUUUUUUUCCGUUCCCUGCUCCCGGGUGUUCCCCGUUUAAAUAUCAUUCCCUUUGGCUUUUAAAUCCCCAAUCCCUGCCUUCAAAUGAGGCAAGUCCCGGAUCCCAAAAAACCUAUUGAAGACUGUCCUCAAUCAAAGUUGUCACACUGAGCUCUUCCUCACUCAACUCAAAACUGCACUCGAUCAUAAAACGCAAAAAGUGAAAUUUUAGAGGCUUGUCAAAGCGCUACGAAUUAGCCAACACAAGGCUCUUGUGGAAUAAGUUAGCUGCUUAUCUGUACAACUGCUUUCUGCUCGUAGAAACUAAGAAUUACGCGAACAGUACAAAGACCGCAACUCUGGAGCGUUUCAAAUGAACCAACCCCAACUGGUCGGCCCCGUUUUUUUUUUUUAAAGAAAAUCGAAAAGUCACAUGGCUAUCUGCACUGUCAGACUCUUGUUAACCACCGAUCUAAUCUGUCAUAGCCACGAAACUAAAAGGAGGGUUAUUACUUGUUGUUAUCUCUUGAAGAAAGAUAAAUUAUGAUAUUAUGACCUCCUUGGAAGCGGAAUGAGCGACACAGGAUAAUAUAGAUAAGACCACUGAUGUCAGGAAAGAAAAGAGAUCUUGUUUCUGUCACUUUUGAUAUCUACGACUACUUUUACGCAGAAAAGAUUUUCAUGUAGAUCCUAUACAUAUGACUGACUCACCUGGAAAUAAAUUUUGGCCUUAAAGGUAGACGUUAAUACACCCUGUUUGUUAUAGCAUUUUACACAAGAAAACAUAAAUCAUUAUGAUUCUUCCAUGCCUUUGUGACAAACGACUCUAGCACGAUUUCUCACCCUCUUCAGAAGCUUCUUUGUCACGGCGUAGACGGAAAAAAAUAAGCGCGCAGGGGACGACGGGAAGGGGAGUUGACGACGGGAAGGGGAACUCUCCUUCCCGUCGUCCACAGCGCGCUCACUAAAACCCAGGUAGACUCUCUGGGGAGGAGAGAGUGCAACCGACUCGUUUUUAGGGUAUUCGAAUUUCACCGCCUCCUCCCUAUCAUGAUCAGAGAGGAGAAGGGGAAUGCGACUCCCCUAAAAACAAUUUUUAAUGUUGUUGAAUGAAGUAAAAGUGAUAAAGUGAUAUAAUAGCCAUUUCUGAAAUCGGUUGCAGCCAACACGGUUUCCAAUCAAAAAGGCUGGUACUCGAUCCUUCGAACAAGCUACCGCUGUACAGACGUACCGGUGUCAAGGCACCAAGUCCUCAAAUACAAAGCCAAGAGCAUAGUACCCAGGCACCAUCCCAGGGCACCUCGGUUUCUGGCGGACAGUACUGUAUUUACCAAAAGCCCAAGCAAGUGACUUGUAAUGUAGCGCACAUGAAAAGAGUGACUCACCAGUUCAAGUACUAUUGUGGAACACAAUCUCAGCAAAAAGUUUGUACUGGUCACAGGUGUGUUACAGUUAUAACUUAGUUAAACCAUGAACAAACGCGAAACACAUGCGCGCAAAUAAUUUAUUACUUAAAUUCAAGUUCUACAUGCUAACUUUUUUCGAAAAAGAAGUGAAUGGUUAUUUGUUUGUUUUCCCAACUGUUUCCUGCGCCUAAGACUUGGUUGCACGUUUCAUGACAUGUGACACUGGUUAUAUCAUUUUCCCUGCGUUGACACUUGGUUGCAUUUUAUGGCCCUUGAUUUUCCCGCCUCCAGCUGCUUAUCCGGGCCGAAGUCACGCAUCGCGUGAGGAUGGGAAGCGUUGUGUAACUUCGGCCCAAGUGACCGCACCGAAUGCAACCUGUUCCGCCAGGCGUUCGGAUGGUGGAGUGUGGAGCAAAGUUAGAGAGCGUGUCGCUGUUCCCUGCUGAAGUCUCUUUGCACGGUGCCCACAAUAUUAACGUCUGGUUGCAUUAUUUCCCGCCCUUGACGAUACAGGUUGCGCAGUUUCUCACGCUUAAAUUUGCAAGUUCUCCCUCGCUUGUAAUUUUUUGUCUUCCCACAGCUUUUGAUGCCUUCGUUGCAUUAUUUGCGUUUGUUUUCGUUGGUGGUGAGUGGUUUUGAGUCCAUCUUUGAACCUCUAUGUUCGACCAAUUUCCCAAAGCACUACAAAAAUUUUCCCACUCAAAGCCCUACUUCUGAAACCUCCCGUAAACAAUCACCUCUCGUAAGCAACCGUAACGGCUUUCUGGAGCAUCGAAGUUUUAUAAUUUUCCAUCGUUUUUAAACCUCAGUUGCAAGUGAAUACUUGAAGCAUGGUCUGAAAUCUUAGAUUCUGCUGUAUGUAGUACAAUACUCAUAAUAUAGAAAGAACUGCUAGUGACAACAUGGAACUGUGUAUUUCGUAAAUUGCAUGCAAUAAAUUUUCUUGCAAAGGUAACUAUGUCGGUACCUCUACUCGGAAUUGCCUACAUAGCUGGCGGAAAAAGCGGCAAGUCACCGAAAAUCCCUCGCGGCUCCGCCGCCAAGAAAGUACCCCGCGGAUAAAGAGAAUACCCCGCGCAUAACAAUCCCACCAGCUACGCAGGCUGUAUUUGGAAAAGAGCCCCGUGGUUAGAUAUUCUCAAAAUCUACCACCUCUCGUGAGCUACCGUUAAACCUUCGCAUUUGUAGCGUCACUUAUAAGAGGUUCGACUGUAUUUUCAGGGUAACCUAUCGUCCACAGUAUAAAAUAGAGGUGAGAACAGUGAUUACGUCGGUCAAAGACUGUUGUCCCGGCUUCACAGGAAAAGAUUGCAGUCAAGGUGAGUGCUAUUCUAUCAAAGUCAGUUCCAACUAAGAUUUUCAUCAUGACUUUCAUUCACAUCAAGCCAUCAACUGGAGUGCUUCUGUUUCAACAGCCUGUUUUAAUUGCACCAAGUUUCUUCUGCUGGAAGCCAGGUUAAAAGCCUUGGAACAGGUUAGUAAUGUACGAAGACGGAAUUUCAAGGGAAAAUAUGAAUAAAACUAACAAAAUGAUAAAGUGCCCCGGCGUCGCUGUCGCGCGUCAUUACGUAUGUCACUCGCGCGUGACUUCUCGGAGAGCUUGCUCGCCGCGUAACAGACGAGCCAGGUAACUGGCAGGUAAUCCGCGUUUAGACUGAAGCUCAGCAUGUACAAAGAUGCCGACUAACUGAAGUAGCUCUUCUCUUUUUAAAAGAGUCUGUCACUGUCUUUGAGCUCAGCUGAAAAUACAAAUGUAGUUUCAUUUUUUGGGAUGUUCCGUUAGAAACUGCCUUUUGCUUUGAUUUUCACUUGUUUAUUUAUUGGUUGAUUCAGAUUUGUAGAGAACCAGUAACCGAACUCUUUGAUUCGUGGUGUUUGUUUCGCCGUUUCAAAUUUUACACCAAACCUACCUCUAGCAUGCAUGCAAUGGACACCUUGCAAUUUACAUAACUUACAGACUCUUUUUCAUGGUCGAAGGUUAAAGAAACCCAUUUUCUGUUUAUUUUUAAAAGAAAAGUCAAAAAACUCGUGCCGAGGCGAUAGUUCAGGACAGCGAAAUCUCAAGAGGUCCACCAGGACCUCGCGGGCCACCCGGACCCCCCGGGCCCCCCGGGCCCCCCGGCAGACGAGGGGAAACCGGAGAUCCAGGGCCUCCAGGUUUAAACGGAGUCCAAGGUGGGUAGGAUAUCAAUGGAACUUAAAAACACAUUAACAUUCCCAGUCUUCACUUAAAGCGUAGAAGCGAAUAUAAAUUGAUUGUUUUUGUUUUUGUUACUUUCAGGGCAAUCACGUGGUUUAAGAGUCCAGAAAGGCGAGAAAGGAGAUCCCGGCGAGCCGGGUACCACAACAGCAGUGACCGGAGACCCGGGACCACCUGGAUCCCCAGGACCCAUGGGACCCCCAGGAUUAAAGGGGGAACUGGGACAAUCAAUACAGGGACCACGAGGACCUCCUGGACUUCCGGGUCCAGCGGGAGAACGUGGCCGCCCAGCUAUCGGAGCCUCGGUGAGUUUUAAAAGACGAUCUUAGUUUUAAAUUACUGAAAGGCCUACGCGUAAAUUUACUUGGUCAUCCAGCAAAACUAUCGGGGACGGAUAUUCUCAGGGUUAAUUUUAUAACGUUAUUUCGUGGAGUUAGAGUUAAUCCUCCAAAAUCCUGAAUUCAAGAUUUUGGAAAGCUAAAACGCUUUCCGGCCCAGGUGAAAAAUGGGCCCUCUACAUUUACAAAUCUUGCUGAAAAUCGACCAAAUGAUUUUUUUCUGGCGCAGCGUUGUUAGUAAAAUUUUAACAAGUUUAGGCUAUUAUGGCGGAAGUAAUGCCUGCCCAAAACUCCUCUUUUUCGCUCGGACGCCUUUUGAAAAGAUAAUUGUAAUAGUUCUGCAUUGCACUUUUUCUUUCUGAAAUAGCGACAUUUAAACGUCAAUUCAAUUUGCUAUUCAGAGAGAGCCUACAAAAGUAUUUUUGGUAGACAUGAAGCGUGGUAACAAAAAGGUCUUUUUGUAUUUUCAGCCUGAAGAUUUAACCGCUCUUAAAGAUCAGAUGAAAAUGCUGUCUGCCAUAGUCAUGGAGUUGGAAGAAAAAAGUAAGCAAAACAAAGCAUGAGUUUCUGUUACUAUUUAAAGAUAGGCAAAUAACAGUUAAAGUACCAAGGCAACAUUUUUUGGACGAGCCGUCUGGUUAGUUAUGCUGGUUGGAUACCGCUGAGUAGUAUUUAGAGGAUGCUUGAACCAAAUUAUUCAAAAUGGCGGCCUACCAUGAAUGCUAGAACGAGAAUCAUUGAAAAUGGGGACCUCCCAGUAGGGUGGUUAGACAAACUGGUACAAACCGGUUUCGGGGGGUCGUGGGAUGCAGGGCAUGUUUUUUCAUGCGAGGGAGUAUGAAGCGUAAGGUGGACGCGUUUUUUUUGUUAUUUUGUAAAAAGAUGAUGUUAUCGAACGAGUCUUCGCAGUUAAUUUUUGUAGCUUAGUUUAAUUUUUAGACUGCAAAACAGUCCGUAGUUUUACGUAUUCAAGUACGCGCGAGCAGUCAAACUAAAGAUCUGGAACGAGGCUGAAAACAGAGGACGAGGUUGGGGAGAGACGCUAAAAAUGCGAGCGUGUGAGACUCGCGCGCGCCACGCUUUAGCGAUUUUUUAUUACUGAUUUUGAGGAAAAAAUUGUCUAUUUUGCAGUCUAUUUAAUUUUUGUUUUCCUUUGUUUUGGGGUAUGGUAAUGCAGGCGAAUUUAAAACAAAGGAAAACAAAAAUCAACUGAAAUAAAGAAAAAAGUAAUAAUAUUUGCGGAAGAAGCAUACCUAGCUUUGUUAAGUAAAAUGAUGAUGAUGCCUAUGACAGUGGGCAUGAUGAUGAUAAUGAUGAGGAUGAUGAUGAUGAUGAUGAUGAUGAUGAUGAUGAUAAUGAUGAUGUUGAUGAUGAUAAUGAUGAUGAUGAUGAUGAUGAUGAUAAUGAUGAUGAUGAUGAUGAUGAUAAUGAUGAUGAUGAUGAUGAUGAUGAUAAUGAUGUUGUUGAUGAUGAUAAUGAUAAUGAUGAUGAUGAUGAUGAUGAUGAUGAUGAUAAUGAUGAUGUUGAUGAUGAUAAUGAUGAUGAUGAUGAUGAUGAUGAUGAUGAUGAUAAUGAUGAGGAUGAUGAUGAUGACGAUGAUGGUAGUAUCCAACAAAAAUCACCCAAUAAAAAUCAACAAAAAAAUCACUCAUUUUCGGAUUGCUAGACCACUAUUAGCAAUAGUAGCUACAGGCAGUCGGUUAGCAGUUUCGCUCUUGCUGAUUGAUUCUGACUUGAUCUUGUUUGCUUAGUUUCCAGGUGUGAGUGCACUGCUGGGAGUCAGCGAGGUGUGGCUAAAAAGAGCGACGCUACAAUGUACCCUUCAACUCUACCGAACACUGAAUCACAGACCACAAAAGCCACCACUUCAGAGCCAUUGUUUGCUCCACCCGCCAGACGUUGA